AUAAGAUCUAGGGUGCAAAAUGUCGGAUUUUAUGCCGCGAGAUAUUUUACCCGAUUUGUGGGAGGAAAUACUGAAACGCCAUUGGACUUAUUUGGAGACUGAGGAAAGUAUACACAAAUUGGAGGAGCGUAAAAAAUUAGAAGGAUGCUUAAAGGAAUUGCUGUGCAUUGUUCGACAUGAUCGCAAAUUUUUUUUGCCCGAAACCGCCUUGGUCUUAAAGAAUUCAAUACGCGAGCUUAAUGAUUUCAAUGCCCAGAAGGCUAUUGGGGCUUUCGAGGCCAUAAGUCAAUAUGCAAACAACCUAUUUACCAAACCAUGGCGUAAGGAGUUUCAUAUUUUAAAGAUGUAUUCGGGUUUCUUUCAACAUGAAAUUCACUCAAAUUUGAUAGAUGCCGAAAAACUAUUUGAGGCCAUGGGUUAUCGUCGUUUAUCAAAUGAUACAUUAAUUUUAGACGGUCCGAUAUGCCCCGACCAGGUUACCAACGUAUCACGCGACGCCAUGGCAGCCUAUGUGGAAUUGCAAAUAAUGAAGAACAUCUACAUGGCAUUGAAUGGAAAUAACAUGACGACUACUUGGCUGGAUAUUUUUCGCUAUCGAGAAAAACAUAUUGGUACGAUUUGUUAUUCUUAUUAUAUCUUUGCCUCUACUAAUCGAAAAAAAAUGAAAUCUUAUCUUAUAGGUGGUAUCUCACAAGCUGUAAAGGAUUUAAUCUAUGUGUCGGAAGAAAAACGUUAUCGCCUUCGGGAGAAAGCAUUAGCUGGGGCUGGAGACAAUUAUGGCUAUAUUGAUGUGCAGCCAUCACCAAGCUAUGUCCCACAGCCCACUGCAUGCCAAUGUGGUAAUGUUCAAUAUCAAAUACACCAACCGCCAAGACAAAGAAUAGCGUCCAAUGGACCCUGCUGUGUACAUGAAAUGCAACGCAGUCAUCCCAAUGCAAUGUUCGGUAAUAUGAAUUUCUCAAAUCAUAUUCAUUCACCGGCGGCUAUGGGAAAUGAAAAUAUAAGUCAUCUACCUCACUCUAGAAGUCUGGAACAUUAUAGUGAACCGGCAAGCAUGCAUCAGCAUAAUAUGUUGCCACACAGGCAUUCAUUUGAUCAUCAGCAAAAGGGCUGUACUGCUGCUGGCCAUCAUCAACACCAGAAUUACGGACAAAUGCAAAGAUUACAUCAUUCGAUUCAACAGCAGCAACAUUUCUAUCGCAAUCCUGCUCAAAAUUUCUAUGAAUCACCCUACGAGUGCGUAGAUGACACGUCAAUGGGAGGAGGCAGUAGCAUUUCUUAUGCAGCUGUGGCAGCCUCGUCCACUGGUCCUGAAAUUCCAAACUCGAAUAAUUCAAAUCCCUAUAAUGUAUCUGGUAAUCGUUAUCCCUUGCCGUAUAACAUCUCCAAUCAACUAUCAGCCUACGACAAAGUUUCUUCACACUCAGCAUUGGAAUCCUCCUCAUAUGGUCCCGACAAUCACAUGUAUGCCCAGGUCUCCAAGGUGCCUCAAGGAUACAUGAUGAACGCAUCGGGUAAUAUGAUGGGAUCUGGAGUUGUUUAUGCAAAGCCUAUGCAAGCACCCCCUUCAGAGCAGUUGAUUGAUUUCGAUGACCCUCCCAUUAUACCUCCACCACCAGCUGAACAAUUUGAUCCCUAUCAUCAGCAGUAUCAACACCACGAUGCAUUGAAGGCGAAACGCAGCAGUAAAGUAUAUGAAACGGAUUAUGGUCAAAGGAGAGAUCAGAGCUGUGGUAACAACGCAGCGGAUAUGUAUGUCUAUGCAAAACCAAUACCAAAGGAAAACCGCCAAAGUCAUAAACCAUCUACACAUAACUCCAUGGACAAGUCGUAUUCCAAAAAACCAUCAUACAAUUCGAAUGAGCGAGGUGGCGGCGAUUCCACCGACUUUAGUUAUGAGUCGGGCAACGAUGAUUUCUCGAAUAUACAUAGGCAACAUUCGCCGACUCAAUUCAGCAAGAAUCAAGAUGGCGUUGGAUCUUUCGAGUCGUGGAAUUAUGUUUUCAAAAACCUGGAACGAUCGGCAUACACAAAAAAUCUCGGCGAUCGGGAAGAUUUGCUGGUAAAGUCAUUACAUUUGGAUUCUAUGAAUAUAACAACAAACGACUCAACAACUACACCGAGCCAAACAAGUUCGGUGGAAAAGCGUAGAUCUAUCCACAAGGAAUUGGAAAACAACCAAACUGCAAUGCCUGCUACCAGUAAGCAGGAUGUCUGCACCUCUCCGCCAAACAAUAGUUAUAGUAAACAGCAGCAAAAGCCUCAGAUAGACAAUAAACAAAAAAUGAAAUCGACGCUGAAACAGUCUUCUCUUGCUGUCAGUAAUAACACCAAACAACAGCAGCAACAACAACAAACAAGCAACAGUAAUAGGAAAUCUGUAAAUUUGUCCAAAACUAACGACAAUAAGAGCAAGGCCAACAACAAUGAUAAUAAUAACAGUGUGGUUGGCGGCGGCGGUGGAGGCAGGCAGAACAAGAAAUCGUCCUCCACAACAAUCAAUGCAGUGAAAAGGGGAGCUUCCGAAGCAGUGCCCGCAGCCAAUAGUGCGACUAAUAUGCCGUCAUCGACGCAAAUAAUUGUCACGGGCACAAAUGAGUGGAGUUGCCGCUUUUGCACCUUCAUCAACCCGGAUUCAACGAGAAUUUGUGAGAUUUGUUGUCGCACCAAAGAUAAUAAUUUAAAUGCCUCAUCAAGUGGCGCAAACGCAACGCAACAAUCUGUGAAUCAUACAGCGCCAACAUGUGUCUAG
Molecule: messenger RNA, 2752 nt
Organism: Musca vetustissima
Lineage: Eukaryota; Metazoa; Arthropoda; Insecta; Diptera; Muscidae
Gene: tamo
Product: protein tamozhennic
Exons: 3
Coding region: 20-2752 (910 amino acids)
Cellular component (GO): cytoplasm
Source: RefSeq, a predicted model, not a curated record